AUGGAUUACAAUGAUGGUCUACAUAAAAAUGAUGAUGAUUUUCAAGAACAAUAUCCUAGUGUAUCAAAUUCAGAAGACUAUGAAGAAAAUUAUGACCGGGGAAACAGAAUGAAAGAUUAAAAACAAAAAUAAACUGAAACUUAAGAUAGUAAUUUGGAAGACUAAAUACAGUAAGAUUAAUAUGGUAUACUUAUAAAAUAAUAAAUUUUAAGAUCAAGCAAAGACCUUUUUUAACAAAAAUUUUAUAGAAAUUACAGACAAUGAAAAUAAUUGCAAAACAAAUGCCAAAAAAUAAAAGUAUAAUAUGCUAUUCAAAUUCCUUUACCCCAUUUUACAAGAAGAUUAGAAGGUUAUUUUAGUAAAUUAUUUGAUCAAAAAAUAAAAAGAUGGUUUCAUAACAAUAAGUACCAAACAAGAAGUAACUAUAAAUGAAUAAAAUAUAAAUUUCAAUUUUUAAGAAGUAAAUCAGGAACUAAAAGACUUGAAAAUUAAUUUCAUAUUUUUAAAAACCUUUGUUUAUGAUGAAUAAAUGAAGAAAGAAAUACAAAAAUUAAUAGAAUAGUUGAGUUAAAACAAUUAAAAUUCAUAAGAAAAAUAAAAUACAAAAGACAAUUAAAACUAAAAAGGCAACUAAGAUUUACUAAAGAAGUUAAAAGAUUUAAAAUUGUUAUGUGAUGAAAUUAUAAGGAGAAAAAAAAAUAAGGAAUAAAAAAACAUCUUAAAUUUUAAAAAAUCAGAUUUCCAAUAUUUUUGGAAUGUUAUGAAGGAUAAGUUUAUAGAAUUAAAAUAAAAUCUAGAUGACAAAAAAUAAAAAAGGGAGAAAUAAAAAAUGGAGAAAUAAAAAUGCGAAAAUCAAAAUCAAAAUCAAGAAAUUCAAACUGAAAUAAGAAAUAAAAUGUAGGAAUUUAUUGAAGAUUCAAUAAUUGGUACAAUAACAAAUAAAAAAAAGAAGGAAGAAGAGUAAGAAAAAAAAAAUCUAAAACAAUUAUAAAAAUUAUAACAAUAGCAAUAGUAAUAAUAACAAUAAUAAAAAUAAUAACAAAAAAAAACAAAAAAAAUUGACAAAUAAUAAAGUUAAGCUCAAUCUAAAACACCUAAAGUUAAAAAAAUAUCUAGAAAAUAAAAAUUUUAAAUUAUUUCUAAUAAUCAAUUAAAUAAUAUUUAGGAUGUCCCUUAAGAAAACAAUGACGAUGAUUAAUUUGUAUGUUAAGAUUCUCCUAAUUACAAUUUAAAUGGUUUUGGAAUUCUUUUAACAUAAUAGUAAAUGAGUUAGAAUAUUUAAUGUAAAUUUAUAUUAUAAUAUUUAGCAUAAUUGAAUGAUUAAUAUAGAGAGAAUUAAAAUGAAUAAAUUGUUAUGGUUAGUGAUUAAAUGAUAGAAUAGGAAGAGAUAGAUAUGAGUUCAUUAAAAUUAUCAAAUAGCAAGCUUAAAUAUUAAAAUUAAAGUAAUGGUGGCCGAAAAAAAGUCAAGAAAUGA
Messenger RNA from Paramecium primaurelia, 1474 nucleotides. The record is from the annotation of a GenBank genome assembly. Lineage: Eukaryota; Ciliophora; Oligohymenophorea; Peniculida; Parameciidae.